AUGACCAACUACCCCCUAUUAAUCAAUUUAAUCAUAACCCUCUCCUACAUCCUCCCAAUCUUAAUCGCAGUAGCCUUCCUCACACUCGUAGAACGCAAAAUCCUAAGCUAUAUGCAAGGACGAAAAGGACCAAACGUGGUAGGCCCAUUUGGACUUCUACAGCCCUUAGCCGACGGAGUGAAACUAUUCAUCAAAGAGCCCAUUCGACCAUCAACGUCUUCCCCAAUCAUAUUCCUCACAACUCCUAUACUAGCCCUGCUCCUGGCACUCUCCAUUUGAAUUCCACUCCCCCUACCAUUUUCCCUAGCAGACCUAAACCUGGGCCUACUAUUCCUCCUAGCUAUAUCAAGUCUAGCAGUUUACUCCAUCCUAUGGUCAGGAUGAGCUUCUAACUCAAAAUACGCCCUCAUUGGAGCGCUGCGAGCAGUAGCCCAGACAAUCUCCUAUGAGGUCACCCUGGCAAUCAUCCUACUAUCUGUCAUUCUUCUAAGCGGAAACUAUACCCUGGGAGCUCUAGCAGUCACUCAAGAACCCCUUUGACUCAUUUUCUCUUGCUGACCCCUCGCUAUAAUGUGGUACGUAUCCACACUCGCCGAAACUAACCGUGCCCCCUUCGACCUGACAGAAGGAGAAUCGGAACUAGUCUCCGGAUUCAACGUAGAGUACUCAGCAGGACCAUUCGCCCUCUUCUUCCUGGCAGAAUAUGCCAACAUCAUAUUAAUAAACACAUUGACCGCCAUCUUGUUUUUCAACCCAAGCUUCCUAAACCCUCCUCAAGAGUUAUUCCCCGUAGUACUAGCCACAGAAACCCUGCUUCUAUCGGCAGGGUUCCUAUGAAUCCGCGCCUCCUACCCUCGAUUCCGAUACGACCAACUAAUGCACUUACUAUGAAAGAACUUCUUACCGCUCACACUAGCCCUAUGUCUAUGACACAUUAGCAUGCCAAUCUGCUACGCAGGCCUACCACCGUACCUAAGA
This is a messenger RNA of Passer domesticus (house sparrow), 978 nucleotides long. The record is from the annotation of a RefSeq genome assembly. Lineage: Eukaryota; Metazoa; Chordata; Aves; Passeriformes; Passeridae.